This is a messenger RNA of Toxotes jaculatrix (banded archerfish), 1497 nucleotides long. RefSeq names its product dual specificity tyrosine-phosphorylation-regulated kinase 4-like. Lineage: Eukaryota; Metazoa; Chordata; Actinopteri; Toxotidae. Gene Ontology annotation, molecular function: protein serine/threonine kinase activity; protein serine/threonine/tyrosine kinase activity; ATP binding. Gene Ontology annotation, cellular component: nucleus. Gene Ontology annotation, biological process: peptidyl-threonine phosphorylation; peptidyl-serine phosphorylation. The transcript is spliced from 11 exons. The coding region runs from base 1 to 1497 and encodes 498 amino acids. The record is from RefSeq and is a predicted model, not a curated record.
AUGACCGUACUGAAACCAAAGUCUGUGCCUGGAAAGGGUGUCAAGCCCACUCAACAGAUGGUCCUACCAUCAAGCAGCAAGAGUCCUCAGAAAGCCCGGCAGGGUUUCAGCUGCACUCAGGGAGCGGUCCUGCCACCUGUCUCCAAGGGCCAGCAGAAAGCCCACAGUCUCUAUCAGCAAACUUUGUUCCCACCAUCCCGCAUGUGCCUACAGAAAACUGCCCCUCAGUGUGCUAUUCAGCUACAUCUGACAGAGUAUGAGCUGGAAGAACUCAGAGAAUACAAACAGGUGUGGUACCUGGGGGAGAAGGCCAACAAGACUUGUUAUUCAAAGGUCACAGAUACUGAGCCUUUCAGUUCUAACAGCUCUGGCUAUGACACUGAGGAAGGAUACUACAAAGCAAUUAUCAAUGACCAUUUGGCCUACCGCUUUGAAAUAUUGGAGUUGAUUGGGAAAGGCUACUCCGGACAGGUCUUCAAGUGCAUGGACCACAAGACCAUGGAACUGGUGGCCAUCAAGGUCUUUCGAAACAUAAACAGAGUUCAUCAGCUGGGAAAGGCUGAAGUGAAGAUUUUAGAAACCCUGCGAGAGGCAGACAAGAACAACACAGCCAACAUCGUCCAUAUGAAGGAGAGCUUCUACUUCCAUAAUCACCUCUGCGUCACUUUUGGGCUCUUUGCAAAGGACCUAAAUAGAGCCUUAAAAGACACUGAUCAGCGUAGACUGAAGGAGACGGAGAUCAGGAAAUACACGGUAGAUGUGCUAAAGUGUCUACAGAUGCUCAGAAGGAAUAGGAUCAUCCAUGGUGACAUUAAACCGGAUAAUGUACUGCUCCACGAAAAGGAUGGUGAAACGCACACAGCAAUCAGUGACUUUGGAGCGAGCUACUUUGUGAGACACAGAGACCAGCCUCCUGUCCACACUCUGUACUACGCGUCUCCAGAGGUGCUCCUUGGCAAAACAUGCAGCCCUGCUACUGACAUGUGGAGCCUGGGCUGCACGCUAGCUGAGCUCCACCUUGGUCACCGCCUCUUUCGUGGACAUGACAGCGUAGAGCAGUUCAGCUGUAUAAUGAAGGUGCUGGGCAUCCCUCCCUCAGAGCUGCUGGUGGAAGCUCCCAAAAGAAACAAGUACUUUGAUUUAUGUGGUGCCCCGCUGAAAAUCAAAGACAUAAGACGCCACAGAACCACUCUGGCCAAACGCCUGAAUUCUGACAGUGCCCGUUUUGUGGAUUUCAUUCAGCGCUGCCUUGAAUAUGAUCCAACAAAGCGCAUGACACCAGGGGAGGCCCUGCGGCAUCCAUGGAUUACUGAGAAUCCAUGCCGGGCCAAACCUGCAACGAGUGCUCGAAAAACUAGAUCAGAUGCCCCAGUGCUCUCCAGAAAGAAAAAGCCUGCCCUGAAGAAAAGAGUGAAAAUGCCACCGGUGCGUUUACAGCCAACCAACAAGACCAAAGCAAAGAAGGGUGGAAAAAAGACACAUAAAGGUCCCACAUGA